GAUAUACUCCCUCCGAUCAUCAAGGACAAAGCUCAACGAUAGUCAUCGUCAUUCCCUCACUGACAUCAGAAACUCAAAGGUUUUUAAUGGCGAGGCAAAGGCCUAAACAGUUGGAACCAAACAGGAUUGGUUCUUCCAAGCUGGGUUUUGAUGGAGAAGAAGACGGUUGGGUUUUUGUUAAGAAGCAGAGAGUCAUCAUUGUCUUGCCUUCUCUUCCGGUAACUGAGCCUUUAACUCUGGAGAAGCCGCCUGCAACUUCUCAUUCACAACCUGAGCUUAGAGAUUUUGUUGUUGCUGAUACUCAAGAAGGUGCUCAUGUGGUGGUGGGGCCUUCUCUUCCUCUACCUGAGCAAUUCGUUUUGCAGAAGCCUGAGACUUGUCAGUCACUAGUUGAGCUGAGAGACGUUAUUGCUAAGGAUAUACAUGGAACUACUUCUUCUCAGACAACGGUGCCUUCUCUUCCUAGACCUGAAGAUAUCAUUUUGCAGAAGCUUGGAAGUUCUCAAUCACAGGCUGUGUUAGGAAAUGUAGUAGCGGAUAAGCAUGAAACUGCUCCUCUUCAUACAGUAGUGCCUUCUCUUCCGGUAACUGAGCAUGUCGCUUUGCAGAAACCUGCAACUUCGAAAUCCCAAGCUGAGAUAAGAGCCGAGGAGAUGCGCAAAGCUACUUUUGUUCACACUGUGGUGCCUUUACUUCCGGUAACUGAACACAUCCCAUUGCAGAAACCUGCAACUUUGAAAUCACAAGCUGAGUUAAGAGCUGAGGAGAUGCGCAAAGCUACUCCUGUUCAUACAAUGGUGCCUUCUAUUCCGGUAACUGAGCAUAUCACUUUGCAGAAACCUGCAACUUCGAAACCACAAGCUGUGUUAAAAGCCAAGGAGACGCGAAAAGCUACUGUGGCUCACACUGUGGUGCCUUCUCGCCCGCUAACUGAACAUAUCACUUUGCAGAGACCUGCAACUUCACAACCACAAGUUGAGAUAAGAGCAGAGGAGACACGCAAAGCUACUCUUGCUUACACUCUUCCGGUAACUGAACCUAUCACUUUGCAAAAGCCUGCAACUUCGCAAUCACAAGCUGCUAGCACUGUGGGGCCUUUUCUUUCAGUAACAGAGCAUCGCACUUUGCAGAAGCCUGUAGCUUCUCAGUCACAAGCCUUAAGAGCCGAGACGCUCAAAACCACUCGUGUUCAAGCAGUGGUACCAUCUCCUCAUGUGUUUGACUAUUGCACUUUGCAGAAACCUGCAACUUCGCAAUCACAAGCUGAGUUAAGAGCCAAGACGCGCAAAGCUACUCUUGCUCAGGCAGUGGUGCCUUCUCUUCCUGUACUUGACCAUUGCAAUUUGCAGAAGCCUGCAACUUCUCAAUCACAAGCUGAGUUAAGAGCCAAAGAGACGCGUAAAGCUACUAUGGUUCAAGCAGUGGUGCCUUCUCUUCCUGUACUUGACCAUUACAAUUUGCAGAAGCCUGCAACUUCUCAAUCACAAGCUGAGUUAAGAGCCAAAGAGACGCGUAAAGCUACUAUGGUUCAAGCAGUGGUGCCUUCUCUUCCUGUGCUUGACUAUUGCACGUUAAAGAAGCCUGCAACUCCUCACCUACAAGCUGAACCGAGAGACUUUGUAUCAGAUGCUCAGGAAACAGCUGAUUUUCAAGCUGUAGACAAACCGGAAAGAGUGAUGGAUCGCAGGAAAGCUCCAGGUCCAAGGAGAUCACUGCAAGAUCGUACAAUGGAUCCGAAUAAAAGGUUUGCAGUUCACAGGACCCGUGGGGCAAGUCACAAGCCUAUAAGGUUUCCUAGAGUGAUGUGCAGCUCUGUGGUUAUGGACAACGAGAAGCUGAGAGUAGUGAAUCUAGAGAAGAAGGUUGAGAAAGCAGGAGGGUUGAACGAAUGGGUUGGGUCUAUAGGAUUAGGGAGAGAGUUUGAGAGGAUGCUGAGAGGACAGAGGAUGAGUAAGUUUCAAAUGGCGAAUUUGACAAUGGAGAAGCUUAAGCAAAUGGGUGCAUUAGCCGUUGGACCAAGAAGAAAGCUUAUACAUGCUAUUCGUUGUGUCUAUCACCCACAUUGUCUUCGUGCUUCCUUUAACUAAAAAUACAACAUCUUAUCACAGUUUAGUCUUUCAUUGUCCAAUAAAAGAUACUUUGAUAUAAGCUUGUUUGAUUAGAGAUUUUUAAUCUUUUAAUGGUUAAAGUUUAGGCGUGUUAGGUGGAUGGUAGAGCGCUCAAAUCUCUGGAUAUUCGGUAGAUUAAGGCCUUUUCCUAGAUUUGUUGGUGUUCCUAAAUUUAUGUUCAAGUAUCUAAUUAGAGCUAGCCGUUAUUAAGUUUUUGUCAAUGAAUGGAAUCAAGGUUAUUGAAAAAUUCAAUGUUA
Eruca vesicaria subsp. sativa (arugula) is the source of this 2365-nucleotide messenger RNA. NCBI's taxonomy places the organism in Eukaryota, Viridiplantae, Streptophyta, Magnoliopsida, Brassicales, Brassicaceae. The record is from the annotation of a GenBank genome assembly.